Calidris pugnax (ruff) is the source of this 2101-nucleotide messenger RNA. RefSeq names its product OTU deubiquitinase 1 (gene OTUD1). Gene Ontology annotation, biological process: protein deubiquitination. The transcript has a single exon. The record is from RefSeq and is a predicted model, not a curated record. The annotation marks the transcript as partial. NCBI's taxonomy places the organism in Eukaryota, Metazoa, Chordata, Aves, Charadriiformes, Scolopacidae. Gene Ontology annotation, molecular function: cysteine-type deubiquitinase activity.
GGGGACGGAGCGGCCGCCGCCGUCGCCACCGCCCCGCCGCCCGCCGACGAGCCCAGCAACCGCAGCCUGCGCCUCAGCGAGCACUGCCAGGCUCUGCAGGCGGCGGCAGCCGGCGCCCAGCCCGGGCUGGUCCCCGGCUGUCGCCCCGCCGAGAGGAGCGGUAGCCAGGCGCAGCCCCCCGUCGGGGAAGAGGAGGAGGAGGCGGCGGAGCCGGCCGGGGGUGCCGGAGCGCGCAGGGGGCCGGGGGUCAGGCCGGAGCGCAGCGAGAAGCUGGCGCUGUACCUGGCCGAGGUGGAGAAGCAGGACAAGUACCUGCGGCAGAAGGGCCGGUUCCGCUUCCACAUCAUCCCCGACGGCAACUGCCUGUACCGCGCCGUCUGCAAGGCGGUGUACGGGGACCAGCGGCUGCACGGCGAGCUCCGCGAGCAGACCGUCCACUACAUCGCCGACCACCUGGACCACUUCAACCCCAUCAUCGAAGGCGACGUCGGAGAGUUCCUCAUCGCUGCCGCUCAGGAUGGGGCCUGGGCCGGCUACCCGGAGCUGCUGGCCAUGGGGCAGAUGCUGAACGUGAACAUCCACCUCACCACGGGCGGCCGGCCCGAGAGCCCCACCGUUUCCACCAUGGUUCACUACCUGGGGCCCGAGGACCCGACGCGGCCCAGCAUCUGGCUGAGCUGGCUUAGCAACGGGCACUACGAUGCUGUGCUGGACCGCCUGUACCCCAACCCGGAGUACGAGGCCUGGUGCAGACAGACUCAGGUACAGCGCCGACGGGAUGAGGAGCUGGCCAAGUCCAUGGCCGUGUCCUUGUCCAAGAUGUACAUUGAGCAGAAUGCCUGCUCUUGAGACCGCCGGGGCCGCGGGCUGGGAGCUUUGCUGCAGGGACUGAGACAGACAGACAGACAGACAGAAGGUGUGCUGGCUGUGAUGGUGAUGAUGCCUUAAUCCUUAACGAAGCAGCAGCAGCAGCACCCCAGACUGCGAAGGACUGUAGACUGUGGGGGAUAAGUACAAAUGUGUUUGUAAUAUUCUGUUGUAAAAACGUAGCCUCGGAAUAUUUGUAGGCAGAUUUCUCCGUGUAUGUUUGUGUCUCUUCUCCCCACCGUCUUCUCUCUUUUCUAUAAGAAUGUAUUUUUUUGCACAAUAUUUUUAAACUGUUACCUCCAUCUUCUACAUCUUACAUUAGUAUCUGGCUUUCAGCUGUAUGGCCAAAAAAACCGUUUGUAAACAGUUUUUGUAAAUAAGGCUUAUGAUGUAACAGCUAUUUUUUGCUGUGUUUUUUACCCAUAAAGCUUAUAUUUUUACCAAAUGAAGUUGAUGUCAAAGUGACCCUCCCGAACUGAUGAAAGCAUCGUGGGUAUUUCCUUUGCAAACCUGAAACAAUGGUUUUUGUAAAAGUGCAGCAAAGUAUGAACAGAGUGCUUUCAGAACAGUUGCUUUCUCUGCCUGGAGCACAGAGCAGGUCCUUUGAGCCAGUUGGAAUGCAGCUACACGUGAACAGUACAGGGAGCAAUUGAACUCCUCUGUAUUUCGUUACUGUUUUGAGUAAACUGGCCUCUUGUUGCCUGGUUGGCUCACCCUCUGCUCCAUUUAUGUUAUUUAUCUGUAAUAACAGAACAUUAACUUGCAAUAGAAUGUUGUGACUAGAUAAUAGUCUCCUGCUUUGGCAAUAAUUGCCUUGGCUGCCACCUCGGUGUUUGUGUUCUUGUUUCUGGGGUUGUGGUGUCUUUUGUAUAAGCCCUGCUUCUUUUUUGGCACUGGUGUUGCACCAACAAAUUUUUAUCUGAUCACAACAUUUUAUUCACUUGAUGUUAUUUUCUAUUAAAGAAAUCAGGAAUGGUGUUCUACAUUAUGGUUUUAAAGAAAAAAAAAAAGUAUUUAAAUUGAGGUUUGUAUGGUUUGCUGGGUCAAACAUUUAAAUGUUUCCAAUCUGAAUUCUGUCUCUUCUACUUUCUGAUUAACUUGUUAGAUAUAUUUAUUAAGUAAUGCAGUUUGUACUUUUUUAUUUUGUAAUAUAUUGUGAUUUUGGAAUUUAUACUGUAUUUGUAUAAUAGGAAUAUUCACAGCUAAAAUGGAAUGAAUAAAGAGUAUAAUUUUA